UCUAUACUCAGUGCCGCGCCGCGAGAACAACAUAACGCGCGCGCCAUCGUUUCUGUUUACGUUCGGUGUCUUUUUUUAAAAAUCGAAAUGUCGCAACAAGGUCCAGCUUUCGACGUGAACGCUAUGACGCUGACCCGGUGGGUCCUAGCCCAACAGAGAACUGCCCCAACGGCUACUGGGGACCUAACACAGCUCCUAAACUCUAUUCAAACAGCAGUCAAGGCGAUACAAACGGCCGUGAGGAAAGCCGGCAUCGCUAAAUUACAUGGCAUCUCUGGCGACACGAACGUGCAGGGCGAAGAGGUGAAGAAACUGGACGUGCUAUCCAAUGACCUGUUCAUCAAUAUGCUUAAGUCUUCGUUUACCGCUUGUCUGCUAGUGUCAGAGGAAAACUCUUCAGUCAUACAGGUGGAGACAGAAAGGCGGGGUAAAUAUGUAGUCUGCUUUGAUCCUCUAGAUGGUUCCUCAAACAUCGAUUGUUUGGUCUCCGUCGGCUCCAUCUUCGGUAUUUACAAAAAAACAUCCCCAGGAGAGCCAACAGAAAACGACGUCUUACGCCCCGGGAACGAACUGGUCGCGGCAGGCUACGCGCUAUACGGCUCAGCUACCAUGAUGGUUCUGGGCCUUGGACAGGGCAAAGGCGUCAACGGGUUCAUGUACGACCCCUCCAUCGGAGAGUUCAUACUCACAGACCCCAAUAUGAGGAUACCGGACAAGGGGAAGAUUUACUCCAUCAAUGAGGGUUACGCUGCGGAGUGGUCGGAUGGAUUAAAGAACUACAUAGAGGAGAAGAAGAGGCCAAAGACUGGCAAAGCGUACGGCGCGAGAUACGUGGGCUCUAUGGUGGCUGACGUGCACAGAACUAUCAAAUACGGCGGCAUCUUCAUGUACCCUGCCACUACUUCCGCGCCUAAGGGAAAACUGCGUCUCUUAUACGAGUGCAAUCCCAUGGCGUUCCUGGUGACAGAAGCUGGUGGCCUGGCAACCAACGGUACAAAGUCUAUCCUGGACAUCGAACCCAAGUCCAUCCACGAGCGAGCACCUUGCUACCUCGGCUCCAAGCUGGACGUCGAGGAGUUGUUGCGGUUUCUUAACUAAGUUCUGAUAAUCUUUAUUUUACCCGGAAUCCUAAUAGGGUUCCGUACCAAUCAGGACCCUAUUAGGAAACCGCUGUCCGUCCGUCUGUCACCAGCCUCAUUAUCAAUGAUAGUAAGACGGUUAACAUUUUCACAGAUAAUGUAUCUCUAUUGCCACUAUAACAACAAAUACUUAAAAAAAGGAAUGAAAUAAAUAUUCAUGGGGGCUCCACUUAAAGAUACCUACAACUUUUUUUCUCUUUGUUGUCUUUGUUUUUGGCAGUUGGCACCUAUAGUUUGCGAGUCCGAUUUGCAUUUAGCCGGUUUUUUAGUUAAUAGUAACCUGAAAGUUCGUAUAUUUGUUCGGCCUAUAUAGGAAGUAGUUCCUAUAUAGGGUGAAACUGGUAGCGGUUUCAUAACUUAGUUGUGUUAAUCUUUAUUUUUUAGGGUUCCGUACCCAGUGUGAAACAGGACUUUAUAACUACGAUUCCGCUGUAGGUCCGUCUGUCUCAUGAUCCAUGAUUGUAAGACAGUAGAAAUUUUCACAGAUGAUGUAUACGGAAUAAAAUUAACAUUGCAUCCGUUGUAUAUGUAAAGGGGGCUCCCUUUACAUAUACAACGGAUGCAAGGGACAUGUUUUUUUUUCUCUUUAUAGAUAAUGGUACGUAUACCUUCGUUAGCGAGUCCGACUUGCAUUUGGCCGUUUUUAGUUAAUAAUAAAAAACUGAGAAGCUCGUAUAUU
This is a messenger RNA of Pararge aegeria (speckled wood butterfly), 1818 nucleotides long. It is a transcript of the gene fbp, whose product is annotated as fructose-1,6-bisphosphatase 1. Gene Ontology annotation, molecular function: fructose 1,6-bisphosphate 1-phosphatase activity. NCBI's taxonomy places the organism in Eukaryota, Metazoa, Arthropoda, Insecta, Lepidoptera, Nymphalidae. The record is from RefSeq and is a predicted model, not a curated record. Gene Ontology annotation, biological process: sucrose biosynthetic process; fructose 6-phosphate metabolic process; gluconeogenesis. The coding region runs from base 88 to 1098 and encodes 336 amino acids. Gene Ontology annotation, cellular component: cytoplasm; cytosol. The transcript has 6 exons.